Messenger RNA from Dicrocoelium dendriticum, 205 nucleotides. The record is from the annotation of a GenBank genome assembly. Lineage: Eukaryota; Metazoa; Platyhelminthes; Trematoda; Plagiorchiida; Dicrocoeliidae.
CUCCGGGCCCACGAAAAGUUUGUUCACUCGGAGCAACAACUGUCCACUUGUGAACACUGUGGCGGAUCGUUUUCUUCGAAAAGUAGUUUGCAAACACACCUCAUAUCUGCUCAUUCGACACAGCGCCCCUAUACAUGCGAACAGUGUGGUAAAUCGUUUUCACAGAAGGGUGAUUUGCGAAAACAUUUCAAAUCUGUUCAUUCAA